Messenger RNA from Thunnus maccoyii (southern bluefin tuna), 5460 nucleotides. RefSeq names its product ATP-binding cassette, sub-family G (WHITE), member 2b (gene abcg2b). The transcript has 16 exons. Gene Ontology annotation, cellular component: plasma membrane. NCBI's taxonomy places the organism in Eukaryota, Metazoa, Chordata, Actinopteri, Scombriformes, Scombridae. Gene Ontology annotation, molecular function: ATP hydrolysis activity; ABC-type transporter activity; ATP binding. Bases 319 to 2013 code for a protein of 564 amino acids. The record is from RefSeq and is a predicted model, not a curated record.
AACGUUGAUCCCACCCCGAAGUCUCUGAUGCCUGCCGUGCAGCAUUCAGGACGGCAGGGGGCAGCCGGGCUGUGGAAAUGUUGUUUUUUUGUUUUUAUUUUUAUUUUUUAUGGAAAUGUAGAUAGUCUCCCAACCUUUUUCCUUAAGGGACCCCCAUUCUAUCAUUGAGGGGAGCAGGUUGUUUGUGGUGUUGAGGAGUAUUUCCAGGAACGAGGGCCCACAGUCACAUUCAGCAACUUGCACUACUGCGUUCAGGAGAGGAAGCUCUGCUGCAAGAAAGGUCCUGAAAAACACAUCCUCAAAGAUGUAAGUGGUAUCAUGAGACCGGGGAUGAAUGCUAUUAUGGGUGCCACAGGAAGUGGGAAAACAUCACUUCUGGAUGUAAUCGCAGGAAGAAAAGACCCUGCUGGACUUCGGCAAGGACAAGUCUUGGUGGACGGCAAGGUCGUCACCUCUGACCUCAGGCUCAGCUCUGCUUACGUGGUUCAGGAUGAUAUCCUGAUGGGGACGCUGAGUGUGAGAGAGAACCUUCUGUUCAGCGCCAACCUGCGUCUCAACCCUCAGCAUCACUCCUCCACAGACAAACAGAGCAGGGUGGAUGCCAUCUUACAAGAGCUGGGCCUUACAGACUGCGCAGACACUAAGAUAGGGACGGAGUUUCUGCGUGGCGUAUCAGGAGGUGAGAGGAAGAGGUGCAGCAUCGGGAUGGAGCUCAUCACUUCUCCUUCUCUGCUGUUUCUGGAUGAGCCGACCACCGGACUGGAUUCUAACACUGCAAACUGUAUCAUCAGUCUGCUGCACAAGCUCUCCAGAAGCGGUAAGACUGUGAUCUUCUCCAUCCACCAGCCACGCUACUCCAUCUUCAGACAGUUUGACCACCUGACUCUGAUGCAUAAAGGAGAGGUGGUGUACGCAGGCGCAGCAGGCCGUGCGCUUGAAUACUUCACAAACCUUGGUUAUCAGAUCGAGUCCUUCGACAACCCCGCUGAUUUCUUCAUGGACAUCACAAACGGAGAAGCUAAAUCCAAAUUAGAGUCACUCACUGCAGCUGAGUGUAAAAACCCAUUGGCAGUCAAGUACUGUCAGUCCCAACUGUGCCAGAAUAUGCUUGAGGAGUUGAACCAUGUGAACCAGAGCGUUGCUGAAGGGGUCAAAGGUCAAGACAAGGCAGCUGACUAUGUUACGUCUUUCUUCUACCAGAUGCGUGUGGUGUGUGGCAGGACAGUCCUGAACAGUCUGAGGAACCCUCAGACCUCUUAUGCCCAGUUGGCUCUCAACAUCUUUUUUGCUAUUCUGGUGGGACUCAUUUAUUACCAGAUGCCCUUAACACUGCCCGAGGCUUUACAGAACAGGAUGGGAGCGUUCUUCUUCCUUAUCAUCAACAUGGUGUUUGGGAAUCUCUCUGCUGUUGAACUCUUUAUCAAUGAAAGGGCAAUCUUCAUUCAUGAGAACUCCAGUGGCUACUAUCGUACCUCUGUCUACUUCCUGUCCAAGAUCUUUGCUGAUCUCAUCCCCAACCGCAUCAUUCCCAUCUUUGUGUUUUCAGCCAUUGCCUACUAUAUGAUGGGGUUGAAGCCUGCCUUCGAGGCCUUCCUGUGUUUUGCGCUGACGAUGUCUCUAGUCAGUCUGGCCGGAGUCAGCCUGGCCUUCCUGGUCUCAGCGAGUGUAUCCUCAUUUGCCAUGGCUAACAUCCUCAUUGCUCUUCCCUUCGUCUUCAUGAUGGUCUUUGGUGGCUAUCUUGUCAAUCUCAAUUCCAUGCUGAGCUGGCUCUCCUGGCUGAAAUGGAUCAGUAUCUUCAGAUACGGAUUGGAUGCUACAUUCAUCAACGAGAUGACGGGACAGUUAUUCCAGAGCGACGGCAUCAUCAUCCCAGGAGAGCUGUUCCUGAAUAGCCAGGGCAUCGACUACUCUGCGUGGGGCUUCUGGCAGAACCAGGUGGCUCUGCUGGGAAUCAUAUUGGUCUGCAUGUUCCUGGCUUACGUACAGCUGCGGCGAAUCAACCGCUGGAAAUGAUGCCCGUCUAUUUAUUUAUGUAUCCAUCAACCAUGCACUGUGUCUUUAUCUUAUUUAUUUAACAUGCCUCAAAUGAAAACACAUGACAUUUGGGGAGAAAAAAAGAAAGCUAUUGUUUUAUAUGCAUGCACAGCUUUCUAAUGUGAUUAUUAUUUGUUGAACAUUAUAUAUGGCGUAUCUCUCUCUCUCUCACUCUCUCUCUCUCACGCUCUCAUUCACACACAAACAAACGCACGUGUUGUAACAUUUGACUCCCAGGUGGAUUAGCUGCCACUAAGCACACUUGGUCUGUGCACGAGGGAAUGUACAGCAACAGCCAAUCCAAUAUCUAAGUCCUUACAAAGCUCCUUACAGUGAGAGAGGCAACAGUAGCUGCACUAAGGAAAAGAUGCAUUUUAUAGGGAACCUUUUUAAACCCUCAUGUUUCUCAGUUCUCCAAGUAAAAAAAAAAAAAGUUGCAUAGAGCUAUUCCUCUAUGCAGAAAUGCUCGUCUUAUUAAUGCCAUGCACAAACAGUGAAGACAUUGUCAUUAUAUUUUCAGCAUACCAGAAAUAUACAUUUUUUUGUUACAAGUUUUACAAAAAUAUUAUACUGUCAACUUAUUUUAUUAACAUAAAAUAUGGAUAUAAACUCAUUAGAUGCACAGAUGCUGUAAAAUCUGAUUUUAGGGCAAUAAAAAGGUGCACACAUGACAGAAAAGCAUUAAAAUUAACUCCUUAAACUCUUUUUCACACUUAAUUUCCCCUUAAGUAGCUUUAAGGUUGGGAAAAUCAUCUUAUUCAUACAACGUCUGACAGUAUCAUAUAUUCUGUAUGAUCUUGCUCCUGCUCUUCAUGGAAGCCAUAUAAUGUUUAAACAGAGUGAAAUAUUUAAACCCAAGAUUUUUAUGGAUGAACCAUUGCAUUAAAUGGAAAUAUUCUCGAUGAUUUGGUAUCUUUGGGAACUUUGGGAUCUCCAUAAUAAAGCUCUGUGAGUUUGUACCGACUGUUGGGUCAGUGAGGCUGACGAGGUUAAUAGAGACGGUCGUUUUAAAUUAGAGUUAAAUUGGAAUUAAAAAGAUUAAUUCACUUUCAAUUAAGGUCCUUGCUUUCCAUGUGAAGUGAUACUGUUUUUUGGUAUGCAUGUUAAACAGCAAGGCAGUGAAGGGGGCUAUGCUGUAGUUUAGAGAGAUUACACAGGUUUCCAUCCAUCUGAAGGAAACAAAACAGUGAAAACUUGCCAGAUUUUCCCAAAAUCAUAUAUAAGACAUUUAAGAGAUUCCUUGCAUCAGCAGUAUAUUGUUUGUAUUGUCGUAUUUUUCAGAUGGAAUGACUCAAAUGUUCUGCAAAGUUGCUCAAGUUUUUAAAAAAAUAUGAUGUUUCAGCAAAAUAUGGUAAAAACCUAUCAGGGGUUUAAAUGUGCGGAGCAAAUCUGAAUGUCAAAAGUUUUACUUCCCAUUAAACUUGGAGAAGAUGAUGAAAACAAAAUAUCAUGUUUGUGCCAAAAUUCUCUCUGUUUCAUAAAAACGUCAACACUACCACAGUUAAUUAAUACUGUAUCUUAAAAGGACCAAUAAAAUCAUACAGCUGUCUUACUGAUCCUGGAACCAAACACAAGAGAGACACACUGAGUGCUGGCAACACAAAAACAUCUUUAACAGAAACUAACCAACACAAACAUUCACUGUUCAUUUUCUGGUUGAAAGUCCACACUUCAAUCAGUCAGUGCUUCUCAUUUCACCUUUAAAAGCUUUUUACGCUGCUUGUGCUCAUAUUCAGGCUGUUUCCUACUGUUACUGGUGUGUUUUCCAAUCCACGAAGCCACUCGGUACAUUUCAGCACCACACGCUCAUCCACACCAUAGUACUCUUCUUCCUCGUACUCCACAUCAUCAUACUUAUGUUGCUCGUUCAGAAGUGAGAUUUUCACAAAUGAUGUUAUAUCUCCCAGUUCAGCAUCACUGUAGUUUUUAGCAGCCACUCUGCUGUUUGGAGCGUUGUGUCUCUGUGUUGCUGGUUGAUGCCUUUUAGAGAGGUUUUCCCUCCUGCGUCUGGAAUCUGUGGCGCUUCCAGAAGAACCAGCUCCACCUCCAGUGUUCCUGGCACCAGAACGUUGAUGUCUCUCACUGUUUCUUCGCUGCAACAGUAGAACAGCCUCAGGGGUGAGAGUCAGUGUGAAGCGGGCCUCCUCCUGAUGCCGGGACCUGGUUUUCACCUCUGGUUCACUCUUUAGAGAGCUUUGGCUCAUAUGUUUAUGCUCCUGCUUCUUAGACAAGGACUCACCUGAGCUGGAGGCAGGCAAGCUGUCUGAGUGUGUUUGUGAUGAGGGCAACGAGCGGUCCCUUCUCUUUGCAUGCAGCUCUGUCCCUGAUGCCGCUUUGGCAGUUGGCAGAUGACUCCUGUGUUGGCUCUUCUUCCCCAGCUGCUUGAGGUUCAAAGCAAGUCGCUCCUUCACUGAGCUGCCUUUGUCUUCUCUUGGGACCUUCGUCUUGGCUACAGUAGCUGUAGAUGAAGUGCUGUUGAUAGUUUUCUCCUUCCCAGUCAGUCCUGACACAGAGCGUGUAAUUGACACAGGUGGUAUGAACGGCAUUUUGGAAACGCACAGGAUCAAGUAGGAGAGGAGUUCAGUUUUGCGGUUGAAGUGCUGGAAAAAAAAAGGAGAGGGCACGAGGGAGGAAACCGAUUUACUGAGAGAAGCAAGAGACUCUGAUGCAUCUUUGGCCAUGCAGGUUUCAGCAGACGUGGUGCUGCCGGGAUCCACCAGUGCUUGGAUAGCUGACAUCCCGAAGACGUCUUAUACCUGAGCGGCAGGAGGGCGUGGCAUGGCACGCUUCAAAGGGCGUGUAUGACCUCGGAGGAAGGGAAUGACAGGUUUUCUUGCAUCUCACAUGCUCAUUACUCUGAGGCUCAAAGAUCUAAAAUAAACCGACACUUCUAAUCCGCUGGUGUCGUCACUGAGGGCACGUUUACUACACACAGUGCAAGCACACAUGCAGGCUUAAUCCACACAAGCUGUAUUGAUGACUAGAGAGAAAGUAAGGUGGGGAUUCUGUACAUGAGUGAUGAGCAAACACUAGUAUAUGUUUAUUUUGUUUGUAGCUGGUAGGUUUGUAGUUUAAGUGUUAUCCAUCUAAAGCAAAAUAUACACAAGGUGCAAACAUCCAAUGUGCUUUUGUUCACAUUUACUAUUUGUUCCUGGAGUGUGCUCAUCAUCAAAAAGACAAAACAUGUUGAAACACACAGAAAACAUUUAUUUCAUAUGCUUUGGUUACAAAACAUGGAUAAAAUAUAGUUUAAAACCCUCCUUCUCUACAAGAGUGGAAUUUACACGUAAACAUAUGAAUCUACAUAUUUGAACCUAUCAUGGCUGAUUCGGAGCCAGAUGCACUUUUACCACAGUGAGUGAGUGUGUGUUCAUCCACAGCAGGUUUUUCUGUGUACAUGAAGGACCCGUCGACAGCGAGGGCAGG